This is a messenger RNA of Tyto alba (common barn owl), 5771 nucleotides long. RefSeq names its product serine active site containing 1 (gene SERAC1). The record is from RefSeq and is a predicted model, not a curated record. NCBI's taxonomy places the organism in Eukaryota, Metazoa, Chordata, Aves, Strigiformes, Tytonidae. The coding region runs from base 88 to 2418 and encodes 776 amino acids. The transcript has 18 exons.
CUUGGGGUUUUCCCCCUUUGGAAAGAGUCACAAAGUUAUCUUCGCUUUACUCCUUGGCCCUUUAGACGUUGCAUUGCCUAAAAUUUUAUGUUCUGGGGUUUGUUUUGUUUUGUUUUGUUCUUCCUGAAUGCACCCCAGCGGCGCCGGCACCGCGCAGCCCCGGCGGCACCGGCCGCUGCGGGAGCUUGUUGCAGACUGCAGAGCUUCCCGAACCAGCCGUGGAACAGGGGCCCUUUGCAUUCUAUCUGUGUGUACCUAAGCGUAUUUGCUCUCAGACCUGAACAGAGGUUCCUGGCGACGAAGAAACGAAUGUCAGUGGCAGCUUACUGUAUAUUUUGCUAUAGACAAAUAGGAACUUCUGGUUCAGCCACAAAAACACAUCUACCAUGGAAUGAUAUCAUUAUUUUUUCAACAUGUAGCUGCUACCUCUUGUCUGCAUGCCAACAUUCUUAUGGUCUCUCAAAGACAGAACCUGGUGGUGGUGGUUGUGGGGCAAAUCUCCCAAUUCAUGCUGAGGAAAAGAAAUUAUUCAUGAUAGGAAAAAUUGCAAAGGUAACUGGAUCACUUGUACUAGGAGGCUUUGUAUUCAUUACAUAUGAGGUCCUGUCCUUAAAGAAGUUACUGAAAAUCGAUACUCAAGCUAUACAUCAAGAAAAACUUAAGUCCUAUGUAUAUGUACGUACAACUUCUCUAAUUCCAAGUGAAUAUCAAGGGAUCACAUACCAGGCCAGAAAAGAAAUCCAUAAAGCAGUGAGGAAAAUUCUAGAAACAGAAGCUAAAAUUUUCCGGAGACCUUUUAAUGAACAAUUUGGUACAUUUGAUGGAGAAGAUCAUGAAUGUGCCUUAUGGCUCCUCUUAAAGAGGAGUCAGUCAGAAGACAAGGAGAUCCGACUGCAGGCUGUACAAGACCUGGCAAACAACAGUCACUGGCAUGAUUAUCAGUUUGGUACAGUUGCCCAAACCUGUGAUCAAAGGACUGCUAUAGGUUUGGCUCGAUCCAAAGAUAUUGACCUUAGAUUUUUCCUGCCUCCGCCACCAUUGCCAAAAAUAAAAAACGAUUAUCCCAUAGAAGAUGAACUUCGCUUGUUGUUAGUGUCUUUACCUCAGACUGGUCUUGACCCCUGUGUCCAGUACUUCACAUCUCUUGCUUUACGUGAAAGUAGUCAGACUCUCGCUGCACAAAGGGGGGGCUUAUGGUGUUUUGGAGGAAAUGGACUUCCAUAUUGUGAGACACUGAGUAAAAUCCCUUCAGAGACAGUGGAACUCUUUUGCUUGCAAGCUUUAGUACAGCAUUCUAAGGUUUCUUCUCACUGUGAUAAAAUUGAAGCUAAAGGAGGCCUUCAGCUACUACAGAGGAUAUACCAGCUCCGUAAAGAUUCAGCAAAAAUACAAAGGAACAUAAUUCGCAUUAUUGGAAAUAUGGCUUUGGAUGAACGUCUACAUUCAUCCAUAGUACGUGCAGGUUGGGUUUCUGUACUUGCCGAAGUAAUGAAGUCCCCACAUGUUAUUCAGUCUUCUCAUGCAUCCAGAGCUUUGGCUAAUCUAGACAGGGACACAGUGAAAGAAAAGUAUCCAGAUGGUGUUUAUGUCUUACAUCCACAGUAUCGUAGCAGUCAGCCCAUCAGAGCAGACAUCCUUUUUGUUCAUGGUCUUUUGGGAGCAGCGUUUAAAACCUGGCGACAGCAGGAUGUUGAUCGACGUUUGGAUAAAAAGGCUUCAGAAGGGGAAGAGGACUAUAGCCAGUGCUGGCCAAAGACAUGGCUGGCUUCAGACUGUCCUGCCCUUAGAAUCAUAUCUGUGGAAUAUGACACCCAUUUGAGUGACUGGAAAGCAAAAUGUCCUGUUGAGGCUCACAGGAAGUCUAUUGCUUACAGGAGCAAUGAGCUUCUUGACAAGCUCAGAGCUGCUGGGAUUGGAGACAGACCUCUGGUGUGGGUAUCGCAUAGCAUGGGUGGUCUUCUAGUCAAAAAGAUGCUGGUAGAUGCUUCCAAGAAUCCAGAAAUGGAUAAAAUUGUAAACAACACCAGAGGAAUCAUAUUUUAUAGCGUACCUCACCAUGGUUCCCAGCUGGCUGAAUAUUCUAUAAAUGCCAGAUAUCUUCUCUUUCCGUCUGUGGAGGUUAAAGAACUCAGCAAGGAUUCUCCUGCCCUUAAAGAGCUGAAUGAUGACUUCUUGUCUUUUGCCAAAGAUAAAAAAUUUUCAGUGCUGAGUUUUGCAGAAACCUUACCAACACACAUAGGCAGCAUGAUAAAACUGCAUGUCGUACCUCUGGAGUCAGCAAAAUUAGGCAUUGGAGACCUUAUUCCAGUGGAUGUUAAUCAUCUCAAUAUUUGUAAGCCAAAGAAGAAGGAUGCUUUCCUGUACCAACGUACACUGAAGUUCAUUCAGGAUGUUUUAGCCCAAGAACUUGGAGACUGAGUUUUUGCCAUCCUUGGCUGCUUAUCUACUCCAUUUGGUGUAACACCGUAAGUUCUUCUCCUAAAAUUUUUUAGGGGAUCUGCAGAACUACAAAGAUGCUAUGUCAAUAGUAUCUGCUGCUAAAAUAAUUUUCAGUACAUCUCCAACUUAGACACCUCUCCAGCUUAUUUUGAAAAUACAUUCAAAAGAAAUACAAACUGAAGUUCUAUAAGAAGAAAACGUGUGUUGGCUUAGAGUGACCAUGAUCUGUCAACAAAAUGUGUGUAAAUUCUCCAACAAUUUGCCUGGGAGGGGAUGGGGAUUCAGUGGAAGAGAAGUUUCACUUAGUCUACAGAUACCCCUCUGGAGCAACACAGCUAGACUAUGGAGAGUGUCCAGGAUAUCAUCUUUUAACCAAAAAAAAAAAACCAAAACAAAAAAAAAAAACCCCACAACCUUUCUCUAGAGGUAGGUGGCCUCAUUAAGGUAAAUAUACAUCUAGGACCGAAGUCUUAUAGAGAGGUUCAGAAACAAUGAAGAGGCAGUUAUUUCUCGUGUCAAAGAGAAGCAGCAUGUGGCGGCCUCAAAGCUUUGGUUUACUGUCCAUAUUAAGUAGUCUGACUGGAGCCUGAAGAAAUUUAUCCACGUGAACGAAGGUAGCAUUUUGGUCUAGUGGCCCAAUUACAGGAGUUUUUGUAAUUUGCCUUUUCAUUUAAUAGAUCACCCAGAUUUGUCAGUGAACAUGUCAUCUGUUUUCUGCACAAGGAGGAGAUAGGCUGGUAGGUUGUCUUGCAUAGGCAACUAUAGUUAUUUUAAUCUGUUUGUGUAAAUGAAAACAAAAGAAAUGUUCAUCACCUUGUACAUUUCUCUCUUGAUCUUAGCAACUUGUGAGAUUUGGUUUCUUUAGGACCGUGUGUAUCUGGUCGGACUCAGGGCAGUUCUGGGCUUGUUCACAUGGGAGAUUCAGAACAGAGGCUUAGCUCUCUUGCUUUACUCUUGGGACACAUUGAGAUGAUGGUACAUUCAAAUCACUGGCUCGUGUUACUCAUUUAGAAACUCUUUCUGUAGCUGAUUUAAAGAAGAGCUUGACAAUGCUCAAGUGGAAUAAGACAAAUGUAGGUCCUGACAAAAAAGCUGAUGCUUAGAGUUUGGAGCUCAGGUGGAGAAAAAGUAAAGCAGAAACAAUUCAGGUGAUCAUAAGGUCCCACUGGAAAUACAGAUCCCUGCUGUUUUGGUUUCUUGAGGCCCAAGUGUAUUUGAUGGUGUAGAUACAGAGAAAAGCAGUGUUGUCUUAUUUGAGUUUAUGUUUAUGUUAAGGAUACCUUAACAGGACUGAUGAGAAAUAAGUAUUUUUAGGAAAAAAAAUGGAGUGCUCAGCCACUUUUUUAAAGUCUUAAAUAGUUUACAGUGUAGUUAAAAGCAGUCUAGCCUAAUUGUAGUCUCCCUUCCUUCCUUUCUUUCCAUCCCUAACCCCCUCUGAAAACAAACACAGGCUAUGAUUAGGCUAUACUGCCCUAGCUGACCAUUUGUUAAAUAAGGCCUGUACUGCUGGCAGGCUUUAGAUGUUGCUUAGCAUCACUUGUGUGAGAUGGAUCUAACAUCACUGGCCUUGCAGUUGUGGCCAUGAAAGCUACCAGGGAGGUGGGGUGUGCUUUGCAGUUCUGCAUGGGCUCGGUGCAGGCGCCGGUGGCCGCUGCCGUCCUGCCGCGUCCUGGGGCCACCUCCGCUGUUCCCACUUGAGCUCUCCGGCCCGGGAGGACGCUGCAUCUGAAAAGGCACUUCUGCAGGUUGAGCCUUGACCUGCUGGAGUUGUGGAGUAAAAUUCGCAAGAGCAGUACAGAGAACGUACAGCACUACUCUGGCAAAAAGAGCGUUUUUCCCCCCAGUCAAGAUGUAGGUAAGAACCCUGCAUAGCAGUAGUUCAGAUAGAAAAUGUAACAGAACUGCUGUAACUUCUACAGGGGUUUGUCCUUUUUACACUGUGGUUUAAACUUCAGUGUAAAUAUAUUAGAAUGCUUUGUAUUCACAAAGUAGCAGGUAUGUGGAGUGCAUUGUGAAUAGACAAGACUUCUGAUAACUGAAUACAUGUUUAGUGUGACAAACUUUUUAUUGAUUUUAAUAGACAACUUUUGGCUUACAGGGAUUCCGAUCAAUGAUGUUACACAUUAAGCUCAGUAAAUGUGUCUGUUUUGAUACUGGAACUCUUGAGGCAACUUUUUGUAACUAUGUAUAUAUGUGUAACUUAAAACUAAUAUUUUGAGGGGUAUUGGUGUUUUGGUUUUUGGUUUGUGUUUUUUUUUUGUUUUGUUUUUUUAAUAUAGUAAUGAAAUGUGGUUUUUUAACUAUGUACUAGAUAAGCCACAACGCAUAUUAAAGGUGAACGAUCUACCAAAUGAAUACUCUGGAUCACGUUCACUUUUGUUAAAGACCUGCAUUAUUUUUUAGUGAUUGUCUCAUGCUGAAAAAAUGUCAUGUUUACCGUUCAUCUUCGGUAAGAGGCAUAGUACUGGGGGGCACAGCCAGUCAUCAGUUUUGCCAAACUGGACAGUUUUUCAGUUGUGUUCUUAAAUUUUGCCAAAGUGCCUCCUAAACCAUGUACAGACACUGCAUAGAGGGCCAGAGAGUCUGCUGCACAGCAUUCAUGUCUGCUUCGCAUUAGCAACUUGUGCUUUCCUGCUUCCCUGGUGUCACAUUAAUUCAGAAUAGUUCCAUUAUGUAAAUUCUUAGGUCGCAAACUAUGUCCUUAAUCCCAUCUAGCUGGGAUCCCAGCUGUGGUUGUGGCUAGCAGGUAUGUGUGAAUUGUCUGAGAAGAUGGUAUUUUGUCUGCAUUGUUGCAUGCAAGACUAAAAUAGUAAGACAGGAAGGGAAGGCUCAUAGGAAUCUGUCAGUCCUUGUGCACUCAUUGUCCAGAACUCUUGUAUAACUGUAUUGGUAUUUCUAGUGGCAACAGUCAUCAAGUUUUUAAUUGCUGUGAUAUUACAGUAGUGCAAACUGGCUUUCACUGAGAUUUGUGUUUCAUGGUGCCAGGCAGAACAGCUAGCUAGAAAGGAGAAAUUUCCAUCUGGUGGAAAUGUCAACUCUGGACAAAAAGGAAAAGACAAAAAUGUUGUUUUGUCAGAGAGGAAAUUCUAAACAAUAUUUUGGUUUUUGGUUCUCUUUGUUUGUUUCAAUGAACACCCACCGAAAAAAGCUAAAUUGAGCAGUUGCUAUUACCAAGGAGAACCAGUUACCCACCCCAAACACAAAGGCAUCAUCUGAACCACCAAGAUGCCUGUAGCAACUUCAAGCUGCUGUACCACAGGGUUCCAGGCAAGCUCGCAUGGUGUUGCUCUCUUGCCAAGGUCUCCCACAAUAAAUAAGCACACAGACACAUA